GGCAGCUACAGAGAUGCAAUCCACGAUGACAACGCGACGACUUGGCCUUCUCGGUCUGCUGGUGGUGCUGGGUUGCAUAGUGGCCCAGGGCAAGCCACAUGGCUGGAGCAGCGGAGGCGGUGGUGGUUGGUCCUCAGGCGGAUCUGGAGGCAGCAAGGUCAUUAUCAGUGCCUGGCCGUCCAGUGGUGGCGGCGGCGGUUGGUCCUCCGGCGGCGGAUCAGGAGGCUGGAAGAGCGGCGGCGGUGGAGGUGGAUGGUCAUCGGGUGGAUCAGGAGGCGGUGGCUGGAAGAGCGGAGGUGGCUCAGGUGGUUGGUCCUCCGGUGGAUUAUCUAGUGCCCUGUCCAGUCUCUCCGGUUGGAAGUCCCAGGCUUUGGGCGGCUUGAGCAGUGGCUGGAAGAGCGGCGGCGGCGGUGGUGGUGGCUGGAAGAGCGGCGGCGGCGGCGGUGGCUGGUCAUCAGGUGGAUCAGGUGGUGGUUGGAAGAGCGGCGGUGGUUCUGGUGGCUGGUCCUCUGGCGGAUCCUCCUCCGCUUGGCCUAGCAAGAUUAGCAGCGGUUGGUCCUCUGGCGGCGGUGGAGGCGGUUGGUCUUCCGGUGGAGGAGGCGGCGGCUGGAGCUGGUAAAGCAAUCCUGGAAACGAGACGACAUCCAUCCGAGGCGAAACUGCGACGAGACGAUACCAGAAAAUACUGCUCAACUUGUAUAUAACAUUUCUCUGCCCUAAACUUAAUCAACCUUUUUUUUUUGUGUAUUUGUGAAUAAAUCUUAUGAGAAAGUAA
Drosophila eugracilis is the source of this 775-nucleotide messenger RNA. Its product is annotated as loricrin. The record is from RefSeq and is a predicted model, not a curated record. The transcript has a single exon. NCBI's taxonomy places the organism in Eukaryota, Metazoa, Arthropoda, Insecta, Diptera, Drosophilidae. Bases 14 to 619 code for a protein of 201 amino acids.